UUUGUCAAUAUUAGUAAAAGGCAAAGAAAGCAGGUUGCUGUCCCUGUUUCGCAACACAUCCAGCCACGAAUCUGCGGAGCUGAAAACCUCUGUGUUUGAGCAAAUACAGCUUAAUGCUAUUAUUGUUAGCAUCGUUGAGCUAACCAACUCCCCUUUUCACAAUUCCCGAAUUAGAUGAGUGGUUUAUUUGAUAUAAAUCGUACAAUUUGCGUUGUUUCUAAUGGAAAUGCACGUCUAAUACUUUGUUCAUAUGUAAUUUUUACUUGAAAAAGGUUCGGGUCCCGAAGGUGGACCGUCAAAUUCUGUCUGGUUUCCAUGGAAAUGUAAAGUAGGACGACAGUUUGAGGACUAUCAGGAAGUCACUGAUGACAGCUCACCACAGCACGUGACGAGAACUCACAGCACAAUUAUAUUCAUGAAAUGUUGACUCACUACACUGUUUAUCGUUGUAGCUUAACCUGAAACAGGUCAUGGAGUUUCCUCAGCAUUCCCAGCAGCUGCUGUCAGCUCUGCGGUCCCAGCGCCAGCGAGGCUUUCUCUGCGACUGCACCGUUUUGGUGGGCUCGUCCCGUUUCCUGGCUCACCGGAACGUUCUGGCCUCGUGCUCGCCCUUCUUCCACAUGUUCUACUCUGACUCUCCGGGGGGAAACAGCAGCAGCUCUGUCACACUCGACAGUGACAUUGUUACAUCUGCUGCAUUUGGAUUGCUUUUAGAUUUUGUCUAUGAAGGCGUGCUCCAGCUGGAUGAUUCUCCUCCGCUGGAGGACAUUUUGGCAGCUGCCAGCUUCCUUCACAUGAACGAGGUGGUGAGAGUCUGUAAGAAGCGACUGCAGAGACGAGGGCCUCUGGCCGAGGCAGACAGCACACGCUCUGAGGAGAGCGGUGGGCUGAGGAAGGCAGCAGAAACGGGGACAGAGGACGACCACGGAGCUGAGCUCUUGGAGGCCUUGGCACUGGACCACUUAAACACUGUCACCAUAGCAACUCCGCUGUCAUCUGGAUCCCAAGUGGCAGAGAGGAGUCAGGGGGAGUCUGUGAAGUCUGAGCAGAGGACUGGUGGAGGGCUGUCAGAGGAGCAAGUUCAAACUCCUCUGAGCCCUGACCUCGCUGAUACCACCCAGCCAGGCAUGGACAUGCCGGCCUUGCACCCAGCUGGGGAGCGGAUGCAGGGCCUGGUCGUAAACCCAUCUGCCCCCACCUCCAGGGGUCACACCAGGGUGGGUCGAGGGGGUCAGGGCAAGGGAUCUGCUCUCUCCAGUCCUUGUAGCACCACAGAGAUAUACAGUAGCCAGCAGCCCUCUUCCUCAUCGUCAUCCUCUCUGGUCCCAGUGAGCCAGGCUGGUGGUCGCUCCAUGUCCGCUCCUAGCCAGUCAGAAUCUCACCUCCCCGCCAGCGCACAUCUGAAUGAACCCCAGCUGCCUCGUGACAAUUCUCCCGAGGGUCUGUCAGACACCGAGCACAGAGCCACGUUUAGCAGAGAACAGCAGAUGGCCGUAUCAGUCCAAACAGCGGCUCCAACAUCGAACUUCCAGACGAACACAAGACACGCAGCUUUUCAACAUCCACCUCCCCAAAUCAGAAUUCAGAGCGCCGUAUCACUCCAGCGCCAGAGUCUGUUCUUUCAACAUACCGCUCAGGUUCUAACACUUCAGGGGUCAGAGGAUGACACCAAUGCUUCACCCACCACAGGCAAAAGAGCUCAACCUGUUGAGGAUAUAAGGACAGACCAGGAUGUGAAAGUUAAAGAGGAGGCCAUUGUUAUUUCUGAUGAAGAGCUGGAAGAGGAGAGAGAAGAAGUCAAGGAAUCAGAAAUGGAUGUGGAGGAUGAGUUUGAGGAGGAAGAAGAGCUGAACAGCCCUCAGUUUCUCUCUUCUCAUUCACAGAGCCUCUUACAAAUCGCCUCCCAUUCCAACGACUUCACCUUCCCCCUUUCCCCCUCCUCUUCCUCUGGCGCCGGACCCUCCUCGCAGGACACUUCCUCCUUCACCGCCUCCCUCCUCCCUCCGUCCUCGUCUCGGCAGCAUUCAGACCCUCCGGCCUACUUCCAGGAGCUCCAGGACUCGAUGGGCAACUUCGUGGAGGACGUGCCGACGUGCGGCGUCUGCGGGAAGACGUUUUCCUGCACGUACACGCUGAGGCGCCACGCCAUCGUGCACACGCGCGAGCGUCCUUACGAGUGUCGCUACUGCUACCGGAGCUACACGCAGUCGGGCGACCUUUACAGACACAUUCGAAAAGCUCACGAUCAGAGUCUGCCAGCCAAACGCAGCAAGGCCGACCCCGAGCCCUCCCUACCACCACAACCACCACCUCCUCCUCUCAGCUAGCAUCCAGAACACACACACAUCUGUUCAAUCAACAUGUAUAUAAUCACUUUAAUCUAAUACAUAGCAAAGGCUUUACUAUUUAUUUAAUCUACAAAUAUGAAAUUAUCCGAUUCCAAGAGGCCUCAGUUUUAACAAAAUAUUAUUGUUCAGAUGACCAUUAGUCUGCAACUAAACAAGUCAAUUUUUGAUUAAAUCUUCCUGUUCUGUGCUUUUACUAUUGCAGACACUCAUUAACAAAAAGAACAAUUAAGCCUCAUUAUAACAAAAACACAGAAAAAGAUAAACACCAGCAGCAGAAAAGUCGUAUUUCAUUAAUCACCUAAUUUGCCUGGAAGGCUAACUGCACCAUGCUGCAAUUUUCUAACAUUUAAUUGACUUUUGACAUUUUAGAUUUUUAAUUUUAAACACAUUUGUCAUUAAUACUUAUUCCUACAGUGGACAUAUCAAAUUGUAUGAUAAUUUAGCUGUAUUAAAACGUGUUGGUAAAAUAACUGGCAUUUAAACGCAUAAAAGGGAAAACAGUAAUCAAAAAGAAAAAAUAAGUAGGUCCUCUGGAUGAGUCCUUCGUUAGUGAAAAGUUUCGUCUCUCCUCCAAGAGACUUCUUCAGUCUGAUGAGUUUCAGGUGAAACUCAGCCUUAUAAGCACUGCUCUUCAACCUAUUUCACAUGUGGGGGGCAAUACUAUAGGCAGAAACAUGGGUGUGCUAUGGGCUCCACAGUUUCCCCUAUUGUUUCAAACCUGUACAUGGUGUCACUUUACAGGGACACCACCGAGCCGUUGGUUCAGGUAUGUUGAUGAUACCUGGGUUAAAAUUAAAUCCCAGGAAGUCCAACAUUCCACUGACCACAUCAACUCUGUGGAUAAAUAUAUAAAGUUCACAUGAAAGGAUGUAAAAUAUGGCAGUUUGGCAUUCCUAGACUGUGAUGUCUCAGUUUCGGAUGGAGGACGGUUAGAAACUGACAUGUAUCACAAACCCACCCAUACAGACCAGUAUUUGCGUUUUGAUUCCCAUCACCCACUGGAACACAAGUCAUCAGAACUCUGUACCACAGAGCUGACAGUGUCCCCACAUACACAGCAGCUAGGGAGAAAAAGAAGUCACACACAAGACAGGCCCUGGAGCAGUGCGGUUAUCCUAACUGGGCUUUUCUGAAAGCAGACAAGAAACCCAAACAGGAUUCGAGUCAACAACCAGCUGAAUAUGAAGACCCUAAACCCAGAUCCAAACCAGUCAUUGUUCCAUACGUGGCGGGAGUUUCAGAGAAACUGAGACGUUUAUUCUCUAAACACGAUGUCCCAGUGGCUUUCAAACCCCAAAACAC
This is a messenger RNA of Austrofundulus limnaeus, 3650 nucleotides long. It is a transcript of the gene zbtb3, whose product is annotated as zinc finger and BTB domain containing 3. Gene Ontology annotation, molecular function: protein binding; DNA-binding transcription factor activity, RNA polymerase II-specific; RNA polymerase II cis-regulatory region sequence-specific DNA binding. Lineage: Eukaryota; Metazoa; Chordata; Actinopteri; Cyprinodontiformes; Rivulidae. Bases 471 to 2327 code for a protein of 618 amino acids. The record is from RefSeq and is a predicted model, not a curated record. The transcript is spliced from 3 exons. Gene Ontology annotation, biological process: regulation of transcription by RNA polymerase II.